This is a messenger RNA of Gadus morhua (Atlantic cod), 1879 nucleotides long. It is a transcript of the gene adma, whose product is annotated as adrenomedullin a. Gene Ontology annotation, cellular component: extracellular region. Lineage: Eukaryota; Metazoa; Chordata; Actinopteri; Gadiformes; Gadidae. Gene Ontology annotation, biological process: regulation of systemic arterial blood pressure; positive regulation of heart rate; adrenomedullin receptor signaling pathway. The record is from RefSeq and is a predicted model, not a curated record. The transcript has 4 exons. Gene Ontology annotation, molecular function: hormone activity; adrenomedullin receptor binding. Bases 239 to 766 code for a protein of 175 amino acids.
UAAUGCACUGGGAGGGGAAAAAGGAUGAGGGACUGAGUGAGUAAAAGGGCCCCUCCCACCAACCAACUAUAAAGCCGAUCGUCUGGUGUGUUAGAGCUAUUAGCAGAGUGUCACAGCUGCCCUACAGCACCUCCAGCAAUUUCAAGAAAUCUGUGGAGUACUUUUUUUAAUAGCCAAGUCUACAGCCAGAGCGCCUUUGGAUCCAAGUGAAUUAAGGAUUAUAGGUCACAGAGUCAACAUGAAGCUGAUCCUCCAAUCCGUCCUUUAUGGAUGCCUGCUAUCCACAAUAGCUCACUGUGUGGAACUUGAAGUGAACCCGGAGUUGAAAAAACGGUUAAGUGUGUGGAUGGAGAGCCAACUGAGGAGGCAUCUUAACAGCUUGUCUGCAGAGAGGGUGGCGGAGUCUGAGCAGUUGGUCACACCAGAAGAUAUCAGGGAUACUCUGAUUCCACAUUCCAGCAAUGGCAUCAGCAUCAGAACCAAGCGUUCCAAGCACUUCACUGUCAACCAGUCCAGACGGCCCGGCUGCUCCCUGGGCACGUGCACCGUACAUGACCUGGCGCACCGCCUCCACCAGCUCAACAACAAGUUGAAGAGUGCCCCCAUCGACAAGAUCAGCCCGCAGGGGUACGGCCGGAGACGGCGCUCUGUCCCGGCUCGCAGGGUCACGCUGGAGCUGGAGCAGGGAAGGCUGAGGCCUGACUGGAGGAACACUGUGUCACAAGUUCACAAGCUGGAGGCCCUCCUGCUCCUCACCCGGACAUGAGCAAUUGAUUGGAAGCAAGCGCAGAUAGAAGCCAAACAAGAGGAAGGCAGCCAAGGACACUGAUAUGUCCUCUCUGCUGUUUGUUCCAAGACUAUUCAAAUGUCUGAGACUUAAAGCCAGGCCAUCUCCAGCACAAGCUUUUUUGUUUAGUUAUUUUUUUGGUUCAAAAGCGCAAGGACUGAGUUAGCGCAAACAAACGGACUGCUCCAGCUGUGUGUCUCUGGAGACCGGGUAGGCUGAUGGGAGAUGGAGUUGAGCAUGCAGAGGGAGCAGACCUCUGCAGCUGGCCUUCAGACACUGGAUGGCACGGUGUGGAGCACCAAGGCCAGAUGCUGCUGCUGCUGCUGCUGCUCUGUCUCUCUGCCUUGCAGCGGAAGGGAACACAGUGCUCACACCUGGCAAAGUGAGCUGGGAGGAGAAAGAUUCUCUUUCUCUCUUUUUCACUGACCAUGCAGGGACGUUAAUACACACCACUUCCUCAGAGUCAGGACUUUGAGAACAUCUAUCCUCUAAGGACUAUUAUGCUACCCCAUUCCAAUCAACUCUCAAUACUUGUCUGCACUUUUUUUUUCUCCAAAUGGACCUAAAGAUAAAAAAAAAAUCAUCAGGAAGAGAGAUGCUAAUCACAAAUGCUCAACAGGGAGAUAGUUAUGUGUUUGAGCUUUUAAGCUUUUGAUCUUAAUCAUAUUUUGGGACACUGUAUUGUACAAAGGAAAUAUGCCUUAGAUUCUGUGAAAAAUGUGCCAGUCCAAUGGAUUGAAAUAUACUUGAAAUUUAUAUUGUUUGUAUAAACACAUGUGCAAUCUAUAUUUGUCGGUUUUUUACAAGUGUAUGUAUAUAUGUUACAAAAUGUUGAAUUUCAUUAUUUAAAUAUUGCAUAGUGGCUACAUUAUGAUACGUAUACAGAUUGAGCUAUUUUUUAUACAGGAAUAAAUAUAUAAGGGCAUUCGUACUAUCUAUCUAUUGCCAUGUUCACUAUUAUUUUGCAAACUGUGGUAAUCCUAUAUUUGUCUUAAAAAAAUAUGUUAUAUAUAAUAUAUUUGUAAAUACAGUCUAUUUUAUUUGUGUAAAACAAACCUUUUUCAUACAAUAAACCUUUUGCAUUCAAAGUAA